AUGGCCGGGAUCUUCCGCACCAUCUAUGACUGGCUCCUGAGGAUGUUCUGGGCAACCGAGAUGGAUGUCACGAUGAUCGGCCUGCAGAAUGCUGGCAAGUCCUCCCUGCUGCGAGUCCUGGCUGGCGGGGAGUUCACGAUCGACUCCAUCCCGACCAUCGGCUUCAACACGAAGCGAGUCCAAAAGGGCCAUGUGACCUUGAAAUGCUGGGACCUGGGCGGACAGCCACGGUUUCGGCCGAUGUGGGAGCGGUAUUGCCGGGGUGUCAACGCUAUUGUGUAUAUCGUAGACGCCGCUGAUCGGGCGGCACUGCCGGUGGCGACGGAGGAGCUGCACGAGCUAGUGACCAAGCCCACUCUGGACAGCAUCCCCCUCCUGGUGCUGGGGAACAAGUCAGAUCUGCCCAGUAAGCUGUCGGUGGAUGAGCUGAUUGAGGCAAUGGAUUUGAAAUCCAUCACCCACCGUGAAGUCAGCUGCUAUGGCAUCAGCGCCAAGGAGGAGACGAAUCUCGACGCCGUCCUCCACUGGCUGAUCGCCCGCGCCAGUCGAUGA
Penicillium alfredii is the source of this 552-nucleotide messenger RNA. RefSeq names its product ADP-ribosylation factor-like protein. Gene Ontology annotation, biological process: protein transport. The record is from RefSeq and is a predicted model, not a curated record. The transcript has 6 exons. Gene Ontology annotation, cellular component: lysosomal membrane. NCBI's taxonomy places the organism in Eukaryota, Fungi, Ascomycota, Eurotiomycetes, Eurotiales, Aspergillaceae. The coding region runs from base 1 to 552 and encodes 183 amino acids. Gene Ontology annotation, molecular function: GTP binding; GTPase activity.